CAACCCACCGUUACAAUGGCCAACGCUGUCAACCGAGCGGCACUGCCCGACUUCGUUUCACUUACCAACAAUAUCUCAUUCUACGAGCCUAAGGCGGCCGAAAACAACAAUGCAAGCGUUUCGCAGACCAUCAUACUUUGUUCCUGGAUGGGCGCCUUGCCCAAGCACAUAAAGAAGUACACAACAGCUCACCGCUCCCGAAGUCCCAACGCCGAGAUCCUGCUAGUUGAAUCCACCGUAUCAGACAUCAUCUUCCCGCCAGCGGAGAAAGCACUCCCUGCUCGUUACCAAGCCGGCGUGGACGUCUUGAGAAGCGCGGUGGAGGGCAAACAAAGCAUCCUUCUCCACGUGUUCUCCAACGGCGGCUGUGCGAGUGCUAUCCGUCUGGCCUCUGUCUGGCGGCUGGAGACAAACAAGCCGUUGCCAAUCAAUGCCAUGGUAUUGGACAGCUGUCCUGGCUCUGGAUCGUUGCAGCUGGGUGCCAAAGCUAUUACGCUCGCGUUUCCCAAGGAUGUGCAGUGGCUGGCUGCACUCUUCACCUGGAUCAUCCUGAUUCCACUGUUCACUGUCAUGGGAUGGCUGGGUGUGCCGAACCCUAUCAAUGCCGUACGGCAAGGUAUGAAUGAUACUGGGCUGUUUCCACUGAGCACGCCGCGGACAUACAUUUAUUCGAAAGGUGAUGAGUUGGUACCGCCAGAAACAGUAGAGUCGCAUAGUGUCAGCGCUACUGAAGCAGGGUUCAGAGUAAAAAGUGUACUCUUCGAAAGGUCUGCGCACGUGAACCACGUUGCUGAGGACCAAGAGAAAUAUUGGAGAGCUGUCGAUGAGGUGCAGAAGAUGUAA
Molecule: messenger RNA, 843 nt
Organism: Baudoinia panamericana UAMH 10762
Lineage: Eukaryota; Fungi; Ascomycota; Dothideomycetes; Mycosphaerellales; Teratosphaeriaceae
Exons: 1
Source: RefSeq, a predicted model, not a curated record